GGCCGACUUCCAGUGUUCGCUCGCUCCACCCAUGAUGCGCUUUUGCAGCUCGACUUCACUCGACCUCACUCGACCUCAUCCGCAUCCUCGACUUCAUCCUAACAGGUAUCCCGCCAGCUGGCUGCUGGGCAAACGGUGCGGAGCUGCCGUCAGCAUGUUCACGGCCCCGUCAGAGCCCCCUAUUCCGUUUGCUGUCGAUAAUCUGCAAUAUUGCAUUUUGUCCUGAUUCACUCUCCUCAACGGCAGAGGAACGGCUUACAAUUCAAGGAAGAUGCGUCGCCAGGUUGCAACUACGGAUAACUGCAGAGCUGGCUUUCUAAUGAGACUGCAUGGCCAUGGUUUUCAUAUUAAAUAAUCCUGCUCUCCCGAGUCUCCGCGUCCAUCAAAUGACGCUAUAUAUUUCGACUGUGGCUUGAUUAUGGGACAGGCCAGAGUGCGGUGCAACCUCAUCCCGCGAUUUUCAACGGGACUCUUUUCAUAUAAAAACAAAUAUCAUUUAAGUCAGUCGGUAUACAGAUACUCUGCAAAAAAGGAGCUCAUCUAUACAUACACUUUGUAUGGUGUUAUGCUUUUUCCCUGCCCUGCAGUGAGUUGUUGUAACAACUGCAAGGAAGACGUGCUUGUUUCCGAUGUGCAUAGAGUCACUCAAUCCCAGAUAAAAAAGACGUCCCUGCAAGAACUCUCUGCAAUAGUCGGCUCCCAUCCGGAUCUCUGCCAGUCCCUCGGGUUCCUUCGAGUUUGUCCUUACCUUUUCGACUUGCUCGAUUUGGACACUGCAUCAACCCAGUCACCAACACGCCCACAAAAUCUAAUCGGCACGUUAAUUGGCAGAUUAUCAAAAUGCCCAGCCACCGAAGCUGUUUACUUUUUAUUUUUCCCUAUUCUCUAUGGCCUUCUAUUCAAGUUCUUCCCCUCUUCCCCCUCACUCUUUCUUCACUGGUCCAACUUUUUUUUACUUUUGAGUCUUCCGGUUUGUUCCCCCCUCCAUUCUUGAUCACUGACCCCAGCUAUGAAGACAUCACGGGGGAAGAAAGAAGCUUGCUACACGACCGCUACAUGCGUUUCCAGUUACACCAUUAUCCGUACCACACAGAUACCAGGGAACACGCGGGCUGUCGAUGCAUCCAGGCUGGUGCAGCUCUGGGGAAGCUAGCUAAUACUGGGCUUUUUAUUGGCUUGACCUAGACUACAUAACUGCAUCAAUCCUCUGUUUUCCUCGUUAAAGCACAGCUUUCGACCCGCUUCUUUAUCUCAACUUGCACCAACAAUGCAAGUAAUACCUGGCCUCAUGAUAGGUAGAUGCAGCAGCCAUAUUUUUUUCACCUGGCUUCAAGUUGCUGUCCAUUGCAAGCGCAUAAAAGUUUAAAACAACAUCCCUGACACGCACAUAUACACGCAGCUCGCAGCAAGUUGAUCUAUCGCGGCACACUCAGCCCGUGGAAACAACAGACCUGGGAAUAUCAGAACUUCCCCGAGUGGUCGAUCUUAGUUGAUCCGGUUAACCUCCUCAUCACGGUGAGUUUCCGGAGGUCAGGGCUGGCUUUUAUUCAAUGAGCCACAAACGCCCCUUCCCCUCUUCCACUCCCCCCUCUAUUCACUCGCAUCUCUUUUCGCCAUCCCCGUUGGAAUGGGGAAAAAACGGAUGCCCGUCAAUAAUGCAAGUACCCUGAUCAAAAGAAGGAUAUGUGGGUUGAUUUGUAUACAUAUGUACAUACCCUCAUAUGCUCCCUGGAAGCAAGGCUUUUUCUGGCCCACAGCAGAACCGGGAGUUUGCUGCGUAGGCGAGAGACGGCUGGGCAGAUUUGCUGCUGCAGCUUUUGCCCCCACCAACGUCAAUAUGAGAACGAAUAUGCAUUAUCAGAGAAUCAUUAUGGCAGUUCGUAUCGGGUUCUGGGUAAUAUUUUUUGCCUUAACACUCAGGCAAUCUGCCAAAUCUCGGAGUACUCCGUCUCUUAUCAUUCUCCCAUGCUCUCCGCUACUUUUUGUCC
Messenger RNA from Trichophyton rubrum CBS 118892, 1988 nucleotides. RefSeq lists its product as uncharacterized. Bases 419 to 994 code for a protein of 191 amino acids. The record is from RefSeq and is a predicted model, not a curated record. Lineage: Eukaryota; Fungi; Ascomycota; Eurotiomycetes; Onygenales; Arthrodermataceae. The transcript has a single exon.